Messenger RNA from Cloeon dipterum, 3293 nucleotides. RefSeq names its product WD repeat domain 24 (gene Wdr24). Gene Ontology annotation, molecular function: protein binding. Bases 151 to 2448 code for a protein of 765 amino acids. Gene Ontology annotation, cellular component: vacuolar membrane; GATOR2 complex; cytosol. The record is from RefSeq and is a predicted model, not a curated record. NCBI's taxonomy places the organism in Eukaryota, Metazoa, Arthropoda, Insecta, Ephemeroptera, Baetidae. The transcript has 10 exons. Gene Ontology annotation, biological process: positive regulation of macroautophagy; positive regulation of TORC1 signaling; cellular response to amino acid starvation.
AGAUGAUACUCUCCUUACACCAGAUCAAGUAAUUUAUGCAUAUGUGCGACGAGCCGUCUUCGACUGUUCUGCUUGGCAUUGCGAGCAAGCGUAAGCUUUGAUCGACACUAGAUUCUUCGUUGAUUUUUGCGGUGAUGAGAGAUACCCGAAAUGGCGUUGGCGAAGGCGAAGACCAUGUUUGCGACGCAGGAGGGGCCUGCAAACGCUCUGGCUCUCAACAAGGAUUUUAGCCAGGUUGUGAUCGCAGGCAGAAACGUUUUCAAGGUUUUCCUCAUCGAAUCCGAUGCUUUUGUGGAAGUCUGCAAUCUGCGCGUCGGCAAGAACAUCAACCUCAACUUUUCCUGCAAUGACGUCGCCUGGAAUGCUUACGAUGAGAACAUUUUGGCCACGGCAGCCACAAACGGCGCGGUCGUGGUUUGGAACCUGAACAAGCCUACCAGGUCUAAACAAGAGCAUGUCUUCAAUGACCACCGACGCACCGUCAACAAGGUCAGCUUCCAUCAGACCGAACCCUUCUGGCUAAUAUCUGGCUCUCAAGAUGGCACCAUGAAAUGCUUUGACAUUCGGAUCAAAGAGGUCACGCGGACCUUCAUCAGCAAAACUGAGAGUGUGAGAGAUGUGCAGUUUAGCCCUCACCAGAUGCACACCUUCGCGGCUGUUUCAGAAAAUGGAAAUGUACAGCUGUGGGAUCUGAGGAAACCUGAAAAGUGUUUACACCAAUUCACAGCCCACAGUGGUCCAAUAUUCGCGUGUGACUGGCAUCCUGAAACUACCUGGCUGGCAACAGCUUCCAGGGACAAAACAAUUAAGGUUUGGGACUUAGCGACGAUCAACAAGCCUGUGUGCGAGCACAUCAUUCCAACGAUCGCGUCCGUGGGACACAUCAAGUGGCGGCCGCAGCGCAAGUACCACAUCGCAAGUAGUGCCCUGGUGGUCGACUGCAGCGUCAACGUUUGGGACGUGCGGAGGCCUUACAUCGCGUUCGCCUCGUUCAAUGAACACCAGGACGUGGCGACCGGAGUGGCGUGGCGCGGCGACCCACACGUUAUUCUGUCCACCAGCAAGGACUUCACCUUGUAUCAGCACGUGUUCAAAGACGCCGCCAGACCAGAGAGCAAGGCCAAUCCUCAGGGCAUCGCCUUCAACAGCAAGGGAGACAUGUCGUUCUCCUGCAAAAUCAGCAUCAACCCUGGAACGCUGUCCAAACUGCCCAAUCUCUUAAGGAAAACACCUCAGCACAGUGACCAGUUCUGCUCAGUCACAAGUUCGAUGCACACAUUCUUAUCAAAGGCGCAGAAGGAAGUUAAAUGCUUCUUGGAAUGCGCGAGAAGGUAUCAGCUCUCGGGAAAACCUCUCGCCGAACUCUGUGAUCACAAUGCUGCAGUGGCCAAGCAGCUUGGCAGGCAUCAGGUGAGUCUAGUCUGGGGCGUCGUGAAAACGCUGUACUGCACCCCCAACACAGGCAAGGUCACUGACCUGCAGCAGACGCCGUCGGGCAAGGACUCGCGCGACGACCCCAACAUAACACCAGGGGGUGCGUCAGAGGCGCACAAUGGCACCGACCUGCGGCACACAGACAAAAAUGAGAAGGGAGAGCCAAAUGGCGUGCCUCAGAACGAGGACAACGACACUGAGACUGAAGAACCUGAGCAGCAGGACCGGAACCUGAGCACCAUCGCCACUGGGCUGGCUAUCAACCAGGGGGACUUCUUCUUUGGCGACGGCGCCGAGGGCGAAAUGGACCAGCUGCGCAUUGACGAUGACCAGAUGAGCACCGAGGACAUGCAGCAAGAGUGGACGCUGCCCACCGAGGCUUUCAAUCUGCGACAUGAAAUUGAGGACCGAUCGCCGCCGCCAGAGCAGUUUCCCAAUCAUUGUGCAGUUGAAAUGUUUGAUGUUCCCCCUGAUGAGGGCAACCUGAUUCUUCCUUUGAUAGACAUUACUGGCCUGCCCCGCCUGAGCCAUUGGGACCCAAGCGAGUUGAUUGCGUCUGCCCUGAACAAACACGCGGAGAGUAGUGACGUGCAGACUGCCGCCUCAGUCCUUUUGGUUUUGGGCGAGAAAAGGAUGGCGCUAAUUGAUGAGUUCAAACAGGAGCAGUGGAUCCUCGGCUACUUGGAGCUUCUUGGCAGGCACAAAUUGUGGAAUACUGCUACUCAGGUGAUCAAGCACAGUUGGCUUCCAAGCAUCACCCAGCUAAACCAGCAGAGCACCACCCUGCCGACGAAUUGCGAGACGUGCAGUCGACCGCUGCGGCGCAGCGGCUGGCACUGCGACAACUGCCGGCAGUGGUGCGGCAAGUGCGCCGUCUGCAACGAACUGGUCAAGGGCGUGUUCUCGUGGUGCCAGGGCUGCUCGCACGGCGGCCACCUGGCGCACAUGCGUGACUGGCUGCAGAAGCACAGGUUGUGUCCCGCUGGCUGCGGACACGCCUGUGAGUUUGACUGAGGGAACGCGGUGAAGUACUUUUUGCAGUGUUGUUGCCUUGAGUGACUGGAUUCGGAGCUUGCUGAUUGACUGAGGGAGAGCAAGUAAUGAACCUUUCGUAAGAGCUGGCUACUCUCUUAUUAUAUGGCUUUAAUUUGUUUCAUUAGCUUUUAUUAUGGCCAUCCCAUCUAUAUUUUUAAUGGGGCAUAAAUUUUUGUUUAUUUUUUGUUAAAAAUUAGGUAUAAAUUAUUUUUAUUAUUUGCAUUAAAUACUGUGAACUUAUUUAUUGAAAAAAGGUAUCUGUUACGCUCUUUCUAGUAAUUGCAGCCACUGCCAAGCUCAUAUCGAGUUUUUCCAGCUCAACCAGGCUACGUUCAUUUUGAGGCUAUCGUCGCAAUGAGUCUCCUAUUCCUGCCCAAAGAUUGUUAUGUUAAAUAUGCAAUGAAUUGCGUAAGGCUGUCAAAACUUGUGACGAUCAUGAUAAUAUUAUGUUAUGAAUAAAAUCUCAAUGAAAUUUUGGUCAAAUUUGUGCAACGUUUAAUUGAAACAAGCUGUACAUCACCACAAGCACUCUAUAACGAUUAAUUAUUGCAUCGAUCAACAAUCUCACAAAGUGCAGCAUUGUUUUUCUUUGCAGAUUUUCUAACUUACUCGUUUGCCAUUUUUGUUUUGUAUCGAAAAACAGAUAUUAUUUUACCUUAAUUUUGUUGCCGACAAACUCUCGUAUUUACACACUCAGAAGUCUCUUUCGAAUACCGUCUCAUCCUAGAAUCAUCUUAAAUAUGUACACAAAAUUCGACGAUCCCGCACGUAUAUAGUUUGUUGUCAUGCCAAAUUCAGGAACAAGAAUAGCUAAAAAUUAAAAA